This is a messenger RNA of Lineus longissimus, 2799 nucleotides long. Its product is annotated as AP-2 complex subunit mu. The transcript has 12 exons. Gene Ontology annotation, biological process: clathrin-dependent endocytosis; intracellular protein transport. The record is from RefSeq and is a predicted model, not a curated record. The coding region runs from base 93 to 1433 and encodes 446 amino acids. NCBI's taxonomy places the organism in Eukaryota, Metazoa, Nemertea, Pilidiophora, Heteronemertea, Lineidae. Gene Ontology annotation, cellular component: cytoplasmic vesicle; AP-2 adaptor complex. Gene Ontology annotation, molecular function: clathrin-cargo adaptor activity.
CUCCAUCUUUAGAACAACUCCCCUUCCGAUUUUGGAUUUUGCCGAUAAAAACAUCUUUUUAUUAUUGUUGAUGGCCUGACCCACAACCAACAAUGAUUGGUGGGUUGUUUAUCUAUAACCACAAAGGAGAAGUCCUAAUCUCUCGGGUAUACAGGGACGAUAUUGGCCGAAAUGCUGUUGAUGCAUUCAGGGUCAAUGUUAUCCAUGCCCGCCAGCAGGUGCGGUCUCCCGUAACAAAUAUUGCCAGGACAAGCUUCUUCCAUAUCAAAAGAUCUAACAUCUGGGUUGCAGCCGUCACAAAGCAAAAUGUCAAUGCGUCAAUGGUUUUCCAGUUUCUUGUGCGAAUGUGUGAGGUCAUGCAGUCCUACUUUGGAAAAAUCUCUGAAGAAAAUAUCAAGAAUAACUUUGUUCUGAUUUAUGAAUUACUUGAUGAAAUUCUCGAUUUUGGAUACCCCCAGAAUACAGACACCGGAAUAUUGAAGACUUUUAUCACACAACAGGGAGUCAAGUCGCAGCUAAAUCUAAAGGGUCAGACCAAAGAGGAGACUAGUCAGAUCACGUCGCACGUCACUGGCCAGAUCAGCUGGAGACGAGAAGGCAUCAAGUAUCGUCGGAACGAGUUGUUUCUUGAUGUACUGGAGUCCGUCAACUUACUAAUGUCACCGCAAGGCCAAGUGCUUAGCGCCCACGUCGCUGGCAAGGUCGUAAUGAAGAGCUACCUCAGCGGUAUGCCCGAGUGUAAAUUUGGUAUCAAUGAUAAGUUAGUGUUAGACAGCAAGGGAAAGAGUUCUGCCGACGAUGCGUCUAGGAGUAACUCCAAGACCAGUACUACAGGUAAAACUUCAAUCGCCAUUGAUGACUGCCAGUUCCACCAGUGUGUCAAACUCAGCAAGUUUGAGACGGAGCAUAGCAUUAACUUCAUUCCUCCUGAUGGCGAAUUUGAACUCAUGAGGUAUCGUACGACGAAGGACAUUAGUCUACCAUUCCGGGUUAUACCACUGGUUCGAGAGGUUGGCCGUUCCAAAAUGGAAUGUAAGGUGGUCGUCAAAUCGAACUUCAAGCCAUCUCUUCUUGCCCAGAAAGUCGAGGUUCGGAUCCCCACCCCCCUGAACACGAGUGGAGUCCAAGUGAUCUGCAUGAAGGGCAAGGCCAAGUACAAAGCCAGCGAGAAUGCUAUCGUCUGGAAGAUCAAGCGUAUGGGUGGUAUGAAGGAAUGUCAACUAAGUGCUGAGAUUGAACUUCUAAACACCAAUGACAAGAAAAAAUGGACAAGACCACCUAUUUCAAUGAACUUUGAGGUUCCUUUUGCCCCAUCCGGGUUCAAGGUACGCUACCUGAAAGUGUUUGAGUCGAAGCUUAACUACAGUGACCACGAUGUGAUCAAGUGGGUGAGAUACAUUGGCAAGAGUGGCUUGUACGAGACGAGAUGUUAAUACAAAAUGCCACCACCUUGAACGGGACUAUCACAACAAUAGACUAAUAAUGAGAGAUUCUGUUAGUGUUAUACAGUAUCCAUAGCUACAAAACAAAUGUACGGACUCAUCGAGGUUUGUUGUUCUUUGGAUAUUCAAAAAAGGAUUGGUCACACGAGAACUCAACUGAUGCAAUUGUAUUGCCUUGAAAUAACAGUAAAUAUGACUUUGUUGUGAGCAUGCAAAGUGAUGAGUCCAGUUGAAAAUGUUAUGAUUGCGAUACACUGAUGCUGUGGUGCAGAACGUUGAAAUCGUUAUGUCUGUGUUAAACUAGUAAAGAAUGGAACCUGUGCAUUCCGUAGUUUCUGUAAAUGUCAUAUUAGAAAUGUAACCUAGAUUGACGGCCGCUGUAGAACUCAUCUCGAUUCAGACUAACUUGAGUUGAGGUGAAUGCUUGCUAGAUAACUCAUAUCUGUAGAGACAUCAGUGGCUAAGUCUGAAAGACAUAUUCCAGGUCAGUUUUUGGUAAAUCAAUACUUUUGAGAUGCAUUACCUUUCUCGCUAUUUCAAUUAUGUUAUCCAUGAUAAAAGAGGAAAGAUGAAUUAAGAAUAAGUGAUUAAAAGUACUGAAAGUUGUGUAUAAAUAUCACUUAUUUGAAACCACAUCGUGCUGAGGUAUGCCCAUGUCUGUAGUUUCUACUUCUGUCCUCAAUUGAGCAUGGUUCACUUUAUUCCUCUUGUACUUAAUAACUUUCAAAUAUCAUGCAUUUGACUUUUGUCACUCUGAGCAACACAUUGCCUCGAUGCAAACCUACAUGUAUGUCAUUAAUUUGCUCCUGUAAUGUUAGCCUAUAUUCGACUGUGUUAUUAUGGUGUGCAGUGUAAUGACAGUGUAUAGAAGCUGGAUGUCCUAGGUCAGAGCUGAAUUGGACAUGAAGCCAGUCUGAUGCUUUCUGGGCAUUUGCUUUUAUCAUCCUGGAUAAGUUGGAUACGUUUGUCAUGGCAAAUGCUUAACUUUGUUUUAAAAGAAAGGAAAAUGUUAGUACAUGUAGAUUGGCAAAGGCAUAUCAUUUGUCAUCCCAUGGCCCAAGCUUUGUAAGAGCGGUGAAACUUGGAUUGUGUCAGAAACUACAAACGGUAAACAGUCUAGCAUUUCCACUUCUGUAAUAUCACUGGAAAUCUGUGAUGAUAUGUUGGCAGUUUUGAUUAGCAAGAUGCACCAAAAUGCUUCAUUAGUAAGUCUGAUCCAGCUUCGGCCCGUCAGCUCUAAUCUACAUACUCUGCUCCCACCAGUGCAUGGUAACUUAAGAUCUGUGGUCAACCCAUAAAUGUGUUAGUGUUACUGAGUUAAAUGCAAUAACUGAACUACCCGGUAGUAACAAUGUAA